This is a messenger RNA of Trichomonas vaginalis G3, 546 nucleotides long. RefSeq lists its product as uncharacterized. The transcript has a single exon. Lineage: Eukaryota; Parabasalia; Trichomonadida; Trichomonadidae. The record is from RefSeq and is a predicted model, not a curated record. Bases 1 to 546 code for a protein of 181 amino acids.
AUGGUGGAAUUAUAUGAAGGUACGUUUGAACUUGCAAAAGCCUGGGUUUCCUGUUUAGAAAGGAUAACAACAGACUAUCAGCCAAUUCCACUUCAUGAUCUUGUAAUAAAAUCCUUAGAAGAAGUUGGAUUUUUCAAAGGCGACGAGGAUUAUGAUGAAAUCGGAUUAACAUUUACUUUAUUUAUGGAAAUCUGUCAUACGUGCAUGCAGGAUAAUUUCAAACCUGAAUAUAAGUUCGUUAUCGUUUAUAUUAUUUUCGAUUUACUGUUUACAAACGAUUGUGUUCAAGCAGAAUUAAACAAAGCAAUGGCUUUAUUCGGAAUUACUGGGAAAGAAGUCUCUUUAUUCUCUGCAAUUUGGCUUUUAUUUAAUCAGAUCCCAGGAAUUCAUCCAGAUAUUUAUUUCGAAAACCUUGUAUCAGAUCAAAUACCUAAAUGCAUUGAAAAAGAUGUUAAGGAACAGAUGAAAGAAAUUAUUGGGCCUUUAAGGCCAGAAUCAAGUGUUGCUAUGUCGCGCGCUAUAUAUGAUAAAUUCCUUGCCAAGUAA